Harpia harpyja (harpy eagle) is the source of this 3474-nucleotide messenger RNA. RefSeq names its product elastin microfibril interfacer 1 (gene EMILIN1). The record is from RefSeq and is a predicted model, not a curated record. The coding region runs from base 295 to 3267 and encodes 990 amino acids. Gene Ontology annotation, molecular function: protein binding; extracellular matrix constituent conferring elasticity. Lineage: Eukaryota; Metazoa; Chordata; Aves; Accipitriformes; Accipitridae. The transcript is spliced from 8 exons.
UGCGCGGGCCGGGGAAGGGGGCCGCGGCGGGCAGGAAGCGGGGGGCCCCGGGGACCCCGUCGGCGGGCAGCGCUGGGGCGGCUCUGGCGGCGAGGGGCUGGCCGAGGCGCGGCCGAGGGGAGGGCAGAGCCGCCGUGCCGAGCCGAGCCGAGCCGUGCGGCGCAGAGCCGGGAGGGACGGAGCCGCGACGGGACGCGCCAUGCGCUCCUGAGCUGGGCCGUGCCCGCCGAGCCACGCCGUGCCGAGCCGGACCGUGCCACACCGAGCCGUGCCGUGCCGAGCCGCCCGCCCAGCAUGGCCCCCUGGCUCUGGCCGUGCCUCCUGGCCGCCCAGGCCCUGGCCGCCAACUUCCCCCCCAGGUACAGCCUCUACACCGGGGGGGCCGCCCCGCACAGCGCUGUCCAGGCCACGGCCCCGCAGGGCCCCACCGCGGCCCACAGCGGUGCCCGGGCUGCCAGCCGGCACAGGAACUGGUGUGCCUACGUGGUGACGCGCACCGUGAGUUGCGUGGUGGAGGACGGCGUCGAGAGCUUUGUGAAGGCGGAUUACCAGCCCUGUGGCUGGGGGCAGCUCCAGUGCCCCCGCGUCCUGGCGUACCGCAGCUUCCUGCGGCCCCGCUACAAGGUGGCCCAGAGGACGGUGUCGGAGCUGGCCUGGCGCUGCUGCCAGGGCUACUCGGGCGAGGACUGCACCGAGGGGCCGGCAUCGGCACCCGCCCUGCCCACCGGCCGACCCCGGCCCCGGCCCGGCCGCCCCACGCUCUCCGGCUUCGGCAACCCCCUCAGCGGCCUGGGGGGUGAAGGCGCAGGCGGGGAUGCGGAGAAGGUGCGGCAGCUGGAGGAGCAGGUGCGGCGGCUGAGCGAGCAGGUGGAGGAGCUGCGGGCCGGGCAGGAGUCGCUGCCGGAGCACCCGCGCCGGGGGGCAGAUGGCGGCCCCGACGGCGAGCAGCCGGCCGACGCGGCCGCCCCCGCCGAGGUGCGGGAGGCGCUGAGCCAAGUCCAGCGGCGGCUGGAGGAGCUGGAGAGCCGCCUGCGCCACCAGGAGAGCGGCCGGGAGGGCCCGGUGACCGCGGCGGGGGGCCCGGGGGCGGCCACGGCACUGCGUGAGCUGGAGCAACGGCUGCAGGAGACCUGUGCCGCCUGCGCGGCCGGCACCGAGGGGCUGCGGCGGCAGGCGGCGGAGGACCGGGAGCGCAUGCGGGCGCUGGAGAAGCUGGUGGGCUCGGUGGACCAGCGCAACCGGGAGGCGGUAGAGACGGUGCAGCGGCACAUCAGUAGCCUGAGCAGCCGCCUGGCUCCCGGUGCCAUCCCGCCGCCCGCGACAGACGACCUGCACCGGCGCCUGGCCGAGCUGGAGCGGCGCCUGGAGGGGCUGCCCGCGGCGGUGGCGGGGCCGGGCGGGCAGGGACCGGUGCUGGCCCGGCGGCUGACGGAGCUGGAAGGGCGACUGAACGCCUCGCAGGCCGGCCCCUGGUCCCCCGAGCCGGAGGGUCGGCUGAGCGGGCUGCCGGGACGCCUGGCCAACCUGAGCCGGGCUGUGGAGGGGCUGGCGGCGAGCGGGGCUCAGCGCGGCGCCCGCCUGACCGAGCUGGAGGGGCUGCUGGCCCGCUGCGGCCAGCCCUGCCCGGCACCCCCAGAGCCGACAGCGGGCAGCCGGGACGCGCAGGAUGACGGGCAGCUUGGCCCCCUCCUCCGGCAGCUGGAGCGGCGGCUGCAGGACACCGAGGGGCAGCUCCGGGCCCUGGGGGCCGGCGAGGACGGGCUGACCGGGACCCUGCAGGGGCUGCGGGCGGAGGGGGGGGAACUGCGGGAGCUGCUGGGGGUGCAGGGGGAGGCACUGGGGCGGCUGGCGGGGCGGCUGGGGCAGCUGGAGGCGGGGGGGGCCCUGGCAGAGGAGCUGGCGCAGCUCCGCAACCGGACGGGGCGGCUGGAGGCCGAGCUGGGGGGGCCGAACGGCAGCCCCUGCCCCCGGCCCUGCGCCCCGCUGCCACCCCAGGAGCUGGAGCGGCUGCGGGCCGAGGUGGACGCCUGCACCGCCGCCUGCCGCCCGCCCCAGCCCGGCCCCACGGUGACGGAGCCGGAGCCGGAGCCGGAGCUGGAGCCGGAGCCGCCGCUGGAGGGGUUCGGCGUCUUCGGGGGCACCUCGCCCUCGGAGCUGCGGGGGCUGCGGGGCGAGCUGGCGGCGGCACUGCUCUCCCUCGGCGGGCUGAACGUCACGGUGCAGGGGCUGCAGGACGCCCUGGACCAGCAGGACGCCCGGCAGCGCCAGCUGGGCAUCAUCACCGACCGCAUCGUGGCCGAGCUGGACCAGGCAGCGGAGGCGGCGGCGGCGCGGCAGGCCGAGAGCGAGGAGCGACUGGAGGGGCUGGCACGGGAGCUGGCGAGGACCGGGGGCUGCCCGGCCGGCCUGGAGCCGCGGCUGGCCAAGCUGGAGGGUGUCUGCGAGCAGCUGGAGGCCGUGGCGGGCGGGCUGCGGGGCGUCCGCGAGGGCCUGGGCCGGCACGUGGCGGGUCUGUGGGAUGCGGUGCGGGAGCUGAACGGCACGACCCGCACCCAGGCCGCGCUGCUGGAGAAGGCGAUGCAGGCCCAGCUCCCGCGCCGGCUCGGCGCCCUCAACGCCAGCCUGCAGCACCUGCGCGGGGAGCUGCUCCGCCUGACCCAGAGGGACCUCGCCGGCCCCCCCGGCCCCCCUGGACCCGCUGGCCCCAUGGGUGAGAUGGGCCCCCCCGGCCCCGCUGGGCCCCCCGGCAAGGAUGGAGAACAAGGCCCCAUGGGCCCCCCUGGGCUGCCAGGAGAGAGAGGCGAGGUGGGGGAGCCGGGCUCCGUGCCCCGCAUCGCCUUCUCGGCCGCCCUGAGCACCCAGCACGCGGAGCCGGGCACCGUCCCCUUCGACCAGGUCCUGCUCAACGACGGCGGCGCCUACGACCCCGAGACGGGCACCUUCACGGCACCGGUGAGCGGGCGGUACCUGGUGAGCGCGGUGCUGACGGGGCACAAAGGGGAGAAGCUGGAGGCCGUGCUGUCGCGCUCCAACCAGGGCAUCGCCCGCCUGGACUCGGCCGGUUUCCAGCCGGAGGGGCUGGAGAAGGAGCCGGUGGCGGCACUGCAGCCCAGCCCCGGGGCACUCGGCGUCUUCAGCCUCCUGCUGCCGCUGGCGGCCGGCGAGACCCUCUGCGUGGACCUGGUUUCGGGGCGCCUGGCCCACGCGCCCGACGAGCCCCUCACCGUCUUCAGCGGGGCCCUGCUCUACGACGCCGAGGAGCCCUAAAACCAUCGGACCCUCGCACAACCCCACCCCCCCCCCCCCGGCACGGGGCUGCCGGCCAGCCGGGGGCACAGCCGGGCCAGGGGGUCCCCACACCCCGGCGGGACCCCCCUCCCCACCCACCCCCGUUAUUUAUCAGCACCCCCCACCCCUCGCUCCCCUGUCACCACGCGCCCCUGCCCCACACAGCCCGCCCCGGCCCCCCACGCC